CUUUUUGAUCGCUACCCUCGACGAGAACUUGAAGCUCCAGUCUCCGUUAGAACGGUUAAAUCGAUUGCGCUCCUGUUCCUACCAGAAACACACUUCGACAACCACAUUCAAAAUGAAGCACCUCGCGGCCUACCUCCUCCUCGGACUCGGUGGAAACACCUCCCCCUCUGCUGCCGAUGUCAAGGCUGUCCUUGAGUCCGUUGGCAUUGAGGCCGAUGACUCCCGUCUCGACCAGCUCAUCUCCGAGCUCGAGGGCAAGGACAUCAAUGAGCUGAUCGCUUCCGGCUCCCAGAAGCUUGCUUCCGUUCCCUCCGGCGGUGCUGGUGGUGCUGCCCCCGCUGCUGGUGGCGCCGCUGCCGCUGGUGGUGCUGCUGACGCGCCCGCUGAGGAGGCCAAGGAGGAGGAGAAGGAGGAGUCCGAUGACGACAUGGGCUUCGGUCUCUUUGACUAAGCGCAUCGCCAAACGGAUACCCCACCAACGUCAACGAAGUAUGAUCACGCCAAUCUCUCGACAAGCACGGGAAUCAUGCGGUACGAACAAGAGCAUUUGGGCGGUGUCGAGCGUGCUGUGGGGAGGAUAUGAAGAACAGUUAGGCGGCAAUACUUUGAUAUUUGUCUGCUAGGAUACCCUGAAUGAAGCCAUGCACCCUCC
Messenger RNA from Macroventuria anomochaeta, 652 nucleotides. RefSeq names its product ribosomal protein 60S. Gene Ontology annotation, cellular component: ribosome; cytosolic large ribosomal subunit. The coding region runs from base 113 to 451 and encodes 112 amino acids. Gene Ontology annotation, molecular function: structural constituent of ribosome. Gene Ontology annotation, biological process: translation; cytoplasmic translational elongation. The transcript is spliced from 3 exons. The record is from RefSeq and is a predicted model, not a curated record. Lineage: Eukaryota; Fungi; Ascomycota; Dothideomycetes; Pleosporales; Didymellaceae.